Molecule: messenger RNA, 991 nt
Organism: Momordica charantia (bitter melon)
Lineage: Eukaryota; Viridiplantae; Streptophyta; Magnoliopsida; Cucurbitales; Cucurbitaceae
Gene: WRKY12
Product: WRKY family transcription factor
Biological process (GO): regulation of DNA-templated transcription
Molecular function (GO): DNA-binding transcription factor activity; sequence-specific DNA binding
Source: RefSeq, a predicted model, not a curated record
AAGGGUGAGACACGAGACACGAGAGGAAGUGCCCUAAAAAACCAAGAGGAGGGUAAGGGAAGGGAUCUUUAAAUUUCUCUUUCCUUAUUUCAAUCAUAUUCCGAAAGAAAGAAUGGAAGGAUCAGAAGGAUCAGGGGUUCCCAAUUAUGAAGUUGCAGUCUCCUUCGUCUCAUCAAAUGCACCGCAUCCGCAAUCCAUCCACGAAAUGGGGUUUGUGCAGUUCGAAGAUCAUAGCCAUAGCCAGGUGUUGAGCUUCCUGGCACCCAGUAACGUUAACGGCGCCACUGGGGCUACAUCCACCGCCGCCAUGCCUGCCGCUGCCUUCACCACGCAGCUCCUCAGUAGACCUUCUUGGAGCAACGAGCAGGUGGGAGCGCUGGAUCCAAAGGCGGCCAACGACGAAAACUGCACUGGUAGCGCCAGUGAUGGGAGCAAUUCAUGGUGGAGAAACUCGAGCGCAGAUAAGAGUAAAGUGAAGGUGAGGAGAAAGCUGAGAGAGCCACGGUUCUGUUUCCAGACGAGAAGCGAUGUAGAUGUGCUGGAUGAUGGGUAUAAAUGGAGAAAAUAUGGCCAAAAAGUCGUCAAGAACAGCCUUCACCCUAGAAGCUACUACCGUUGUACGCAUAGCAACUGUCGAGUGAAGAAGAGGGUGGAGCGACUGUCGGAGGAUUGCCGGAUGGUGAUUACCACGUACGAAGGUAGACACAACCACUCCCCUUGCGACGACUCCAAUUCUUCCGAGCACGAACCCUUUACAUCUUUCUGACUACCAAAACUGAACCCCUUCCAAGUUCUACUUCUACCCACAAUUUUAUAUAUAAAUUUAUUUAUCUUUGCUUUGCUUUGCUUUGCUUGUAUAUCUUCCUUUUUCUUUUUUGAGAUAAAAAUAUCGCUGCUGCAGCCUGAGCCUGCAUGUAUUUUAUUUUAUUUAGAGAUGAGAUGAGAUGAGAUGGAUUCUCUCUAAUUAAAAUUAAAGUAGUCCAUUUUGAUU